Messenger RNA from Micropterus dolomieu (smallmouth bass), 941 nucleotides. RefSeq lists its product as uncharacterized. Bases 55 to 876 code for a protein of 273 amino acids. The transcript is spliced from 6 exons. The record is from RefSeq and is a predicted model, not a curated record. Lineage: Eukaryota; Metazoa; Chordata; Actinopteri; Centrarchiformes; Centrarchidae.
CUGAAUUUGUUCUGAUACAGCAGGACAAAAUUUUGUUUUUAAGCUGGAGAAAGAAUGACGAUUCUUCAAUGCAUCAUGUUUUGCUGCCUCGCAGCUGCGUGUGUGGAGGCCUCAGCAGUGCUGGAAGUGAGCGGCCAUGUUGGAGGAGAGGUCACCGUACGCUGCUCUGGGAGCUGGACCACGGACAAUAGCUCUGAACACCACAACAUGUACUUCUGCAAAGAAGUCUGCUCCAGGGAAAACAUUCUCAUUCAGACUGAGAGGAGGAGGGCUGCCGUCACGCUGCGAGGGAGAUAUAGCGUGGAGGUCAACAGAGGAGACUUCAACGUGACCAUAAAGAGGCUGAAGGGGGCAGACGCAGGGAGAUAUCACUGUGGAGUGGGGAACACUUUAAAUGUGCUGUACCAGAAGAUCAAUCUCAUAGUCCUAGAUGCUUCCACUGUUCCCCCUGGAUCUUCUCCCUCCACCACCAGCCUGCAGACCGAAGCACAAACUCAGCCUCAAGGCAGCUUUCCUUCCAGCUCUGAAUCGGCAGCAUUAACCCUGCCGGCUACAGAGGAGAAGACAAACCACAAAGCAGCAACCAAACUCUCAGAUACCACAGUGGUCAUCAUUGUUUCGGUGAGCCUGGCGCUUCUGGUUUGUGCCGUUAUACCUCUUAUAUUCUACGGACACUGCCAGAGUAGCGUGGAAGAUGAGAACAGACCUGAAGGAAGCAUGGCAGAUUACUGUGAGGAAAGUGCAGAUGUUGCCUCUACUCAGGCUGCAGUGAGGCUUCAGUCUUUUGAACCAGAUGCUGGUCAGGGGUCCAGUGCUCAGGAUGCCUCCCAGUAUGCUGCCAUCUACCAGGCACUUGAUCCCAAAAGUCUGGACUGAGCAGUUUAUUCCCUUUCUGAGCUGACAGCUAAUCUCACCAUCUCAUCUCUUUUCUGCAUGAAUGA